Hansenula ciferrii is the source of this 1086-nucleotide messenger RNA. RefSeq names its product Cbs2p (gene CBS2). Bases 1 to 1086 code for a protein of 361 amino acids. Gene Ontology annotation, cellular component: mitochondrion; cytoplasm. The record is from RefSeq and is a predicted model, not a curated record. The transcript has a single exon. NCBI's taxonomy places the organism in Eukaryota, Fungi, Ascomycota, Saccharomycetes, Phaffomycetales, Wickerhamomycetaceae. Gene Ontology annotation, molecular function: 2-dehydropantoate 2-reductase activity; NADP binding.
AUGAAGAUACCCAGAGUAUACUCACUGGGACUAACUGACGUUAAUAAGUUUCUGGUGUACAACUUGGCAAAGUAUCCAGAACAACCAAAGAUCCCAGACAUUGUGCUACUACUGAAAUCUGAUGAACAACUAUCAAGAUUUGUUUCAAAUGACUCAAAAGUUUCCGUAACAGAUUAUACCAACCUUAGAGCAUCUACAAAAUUCACACAACUCAUGGCUGCAUACCAACCUCCAAGAUUUGCAAACGGAGACCACGCUCCUAUAGAAAACCUCACAAUAUCAUCAAGUUCAUUUCAACUCAAGACAGAAUUGAAAAAAUUCCAAAAAUCAAUAAAUCAAAAUUCAAAUAUCUUACUAUUGAAUCCUAGCAUGUCAGCUACACAAACAAUCAACCAGUUAUACGGGAAUAGCCCCAAGAAGCCUAAUAUUUACCAAUGUUUAAGUACACAUAGUUUGUGGGGAGCUGGUGAAUUUGGUGUUAAUAAUAUAGGAAGAGGUAAUUUAACUAUAACUAAGGUACCCAAAAACUCCAAUGCACCAAUAUCAGAACAAAAUAAUCUAAUAGAUAUGAAGAAUGAACCACCAUUUAUACAACUACUAUCGAAACUAAGAGAAGUUGAUCCUGUGUUCGUUAGUUAUUUUAAUUUCCAAUUAUUACAAAUGGAAUCAUUAGUCAUAAAAGCAUGCAUAGAGCCCUUAACUGAUGUUUUUGAUUGUUACAAUGGUGACUUAUUAAAAAUGGAUAAGAUAUCAGAAAUAUCAGGUGAUUUGAUUGAUGAAUCAUGUCAAAUAUUGAAAAUAGCUCAUCCAGAGUUAGUUGAUUCACCAUUAGGAUCAAUUGCAUUAAAUUCUGAAAGAUUAUUAGAUGUUGUUUUCAACAAUUUAAAUUUAAAUAAAGAAGGUGGCAGAGAAAUUGCCAAACUUCAAAAAAGAUCUAAAAAGCAAGAAAUAUUUGAAACCAAUGGAUAUUUAUCUUCUCUUGCAAAGAAACAUAAAAUCAAAGCACCAUUAAAUACUACAUAUUCGGAUAUAUUGAGGGCUAAAUAUUCUUUAGCAAACAAUCGGGGUCUUAAUGGAAGACUCUAA